This is a messenger RNA of Planococcus citri (citrus mealybug), 1078 nucleotides long. RefSeq lists its product as uncharacterized. Bases 214 to 750 code for a protein of 178 amino acids. The transcript has 5 exons. Lineage: Eukaryota; Metazoa; Arthropoda; Insecta; Hemiptera; Pseudococcidae. The record is from RefSeq and is a predicted model, not a curated record.
UUUCAUGCGCGUGAACAUUCUCGAUAAAUGGCAUAGGUAAAUGCUAGUUUUAGUUUAUACUUUAUUUAGUCAGUUUAAAACGGAAAAGGUUGAAUUGGAAUAGCAGAUUGAAUUGAUUGUUUAUUGUUUUCAUCAGAAAUUGUUUUUUCUCGACACUUGCUCUCUGUCUAAUUUUUUUCAUAUUGAGUUGUGGAGAAUUUUCUUUCAUUCAAAAUGGAUUUUAGAAAAUUGUGUUGUGACAUAUCAGCGCGAAUGCUCAGUCUGGUUUUACUCUAUUAUUACCUGAUUGGUUCUGCGUGGGACGCGUUGAUGGUUUUGCCCGGCGUAGGCGGUCCUAAGGUCAUUAAGUUUUUAAGCGAAAAUUAUCUUCUUUACCCGUAUCUGCUUCUAUCGAUAAUAGGAGGAUUGAUUUUCUUGGCAACCAUUGUAUCCAUUACUAAAAAAACACCCUCUAAUUCUUUGUUGAUCGCGACCAUGUCAGUUUUAAUCCUGAGAGUGAUCUAUGCCGUUUAUCUGAUGAUGCUAUAUUUGAAUGAUUCUUCUGAGGAUUAUGUUCACGGGGAGGUGGCGAAGAAAGCGCAGAAACUCUCUUUGGUGUGUAACAUCGCCUUUACUCUGUAUGCAGUCUAUGUUUUCUACAGCUACAGGGCUGAGAUUAAAAAAAAUAUUGCGAAUGAUGUGCCACUUAAUGGAGAAAGCAAUCCUGAAGAAGGUUACAGUCGUGUAGUUCCACCUUAUGCUUCGAAGUAGGUAUGACACCCAACGUCCACAGUACUCCGUCAAUGUCUAACUUAAAAAAUGAUCUUCCACUUUUUACAAUAAAGUGACGAAUCGAUUUAUACAUGUUUGGAAGCGUUUAAUUUUGUAAAAUUAUACCUAAUUGUAAGUUGAUUAUUUACUCGUUUUUUUUUUUUUUAGUUUUUUAAAACAUUUUUAUAAAAAGAAAUACAUUAAGUAUUUUCAUUAAUGAUCUUCCACUUUUUAUCACCUAAUUGUAAGUUGAUUAUUUGCUCGCUUUUUUUAUUUUUAAAUUCAUCUUUAUGAAAAAAAAUACAUAAUUAUAUUUUCUCGAAUCAUA